UACCCAAAAAGAAAAAGGCAGCCGCAAUUCUCGAAGAUCAGAGAACCUCACACCUCCAUCGGUUCUGCUUCUUCUUCAAAGAGAAACGACGCCUAAGAGACCAACAGGGACGGAAAUCCGUCGCCGUUUUCACACAAUCCCACGCCUGAACCUUAGCUGUCGUCUUCUUCAUGGAGACUUAAGGGAAGCAACCAUCUCUAACAAAAGAACAACAAAGCAGCCAUCACUCAUCUUCCCCUCGCCGGGAAACAUGUGGUUUCAGUGGCCCUCCAUUGAAUCCGGCGAAGCAGGGGUUCGAACCAGCAGCUCUCGUCCUCUCUUCAUCUUUUAAAAAUAGCAGCACACCCCAAAACUCUCGUCGCCUUUUCAGAGCUUGGGUCGUCGUUACUCAGUCUUCGAUUUUGGGUUCGAGUUUGAAAUUUUGUCGGGCUUCAGGUUGGUCAGAUGCUCUCCGGUCUGGUCUAGGUCGAGUUGACCAGCUUUCCGUUAGCAGAUCCGAGGUCAUCGUUGAGGUUCCGGCGAGUCAUUUGGUUUCCCUGUUCAAGGUUCUCGUUUGCUUGAUGAUUUGAGAAUCGUUGCGAUUGUAAAAGUCGAUCUUCUUUCAGAUUACACUUUUUUAGAGGGUGUCAUGGGUUUGAGCAAAACUGAAGUGAACUUGAAGAGAUUACUUGUAACUGCACCACAACAGCAAAAUCAAGCAAAGCUUAUACAUUAUGUUGCUACUUUGCGCGAACUGCUGGAGCAGGUGGCUGAAGAGAGGAAUCCAGACGGAUUACCAAGAGUUUCAAAAGCCAAGGUGAACGAAUAUGCAGAGAACAUUGAAGCCAUUGCUGCCAAGUUAGCUGUGCCCAUGUCUGAUGUGCAAACACCUGAGGAACCUGUGGCCGAGACUUCGAGCAGCGGAACUCCCAAAGCAGAAGACAGUGUGAGUUCUGCUUCUGAAGGACUGAGAAGAAGAGUCGGGGUCCAUUCAAACAAUGAGGAGAGAUCUCGAGACUCCAUUGGUUCUGAUCAAUCAACUGCAGUCAAAUUGGAUGAUGCUGCACGGACACAUAUUGAGAAGCACAGGAAACUUCAGGAGGACUUGACAGAUGAAAUGGUUAUUUUGGCACGGCAGCUCAAAGAGAGUAGUCUCAUGAUGAAUCAAUCUAUCAAAAAUACUGAGAAAAUACUUGAUUCAACUGAGAAAGCAGUUGAGCAUAGCCUAGCAAGUACAGGGCAUGCAACUUCCAGGGCUAUGGAUGUGUAUUCCCGGAGUUUCAAGACUACAUGCUUCCAGUGGCUCUUGAUCUUUGUCAUGACAUUAGUUUUUGUCAUGGUUGUAUUACUUAUUCGAGUGACUUAGCAGCCGACCCCUUUGUUAGUGGAGAUUUGACAAAAUGCUUGGUUUUUUUGUUACCGUGUAUAGUACCAGAGGAUACCUCAUGAGUAAAAUGUAAUCUGUAAUUUUAGUUUAACAAAGUUAAAGUUAUUUUGGGGGGUCGGAGGUUAUACAAUUCUUUAAAUGCUGAAGGUGAAGUGUGAAAAACACCUGCAUUACUCAAUUUUUUUAAGCUUAAUUCAAUAUGCUUUGUUGAUAUAA
Molecule: messenger RNA, 1582 nt
Organism: Nicotiana attenuata
Lineage: Eukaryota; Viridiplantae; Streptophyta; Magnoliopsida; Solanales; Solanaceae
Exons: 8
Coding region: 629-1345 (238 amino acids)
Biological process (GO): retrograde vesicle-mediated transport, Golgi to endoplasmic reticulum
Cellular component (GO): SNARE complex; endoplasmic reticulum
Molecular function (GO): SNAP receptor activity
Source: RefSeq, a predicted model, not a curated record